Molecule: messenger RNA, 2619 nt
Organism: Mercenaria mercenaria
Lineage: Eukaryota; Metazoa; Mollusca; Bivalvia; Venerida; Veneridae
Exons: 2
Coding region: 1-2619 (872 amino acids)
Source: RefSeq, a predicted model, not a curated record
AUGGCAACUAAACUACGAUAUAUCCAGAAGGGUCAUAAAGGCGCAGUUACACGACUUCUAUCCAAAUUCGAGGCAAUUCAACAGGAAGCAGUCGAUUACGAAGAUUUGCAGACGAUCGAAAAUGCAUUGAGACAGAAACAGCAGACGAUCAUCGAGAUCCAUGAAAAAAUCCUUGAUUCAAUCUCAGAAGAUGACGGUGAACAGAUCGAGACGGAAAUUCUAGAGCAUGAUGAGUAUAUCUACACAUUACAGACCAAGAUACAGAAAAUAUCAAGUUUUAAAAAGGUAACUUUGUCUAACUUAAAUGUAAAUUCCCCAACAUUUCAUGCGCCCGUUUCCGGCGAAUCGUCCCAGACGAACCAUGUGCACGAACUUCACGAGAAUGUGUCUCACACUAACCCUGCCUCUACCCUCUCACACAGUUCCAUAUACCACAGACUACCUAAGCUAGAUUUGCCAAAAUUCGACGGAAACAUCCUUGACUGGCAGUCAUUCUGGGAUUCGUACGAGUCAGCUAUUCACACGAACCCGUCACUGAGUGGUGUACAGAAAUUCAAUUAUCUGAAGUCGUCCUUAAGAGGAGAAGCUGUACAGAUUAUAGCAGGUUUUUCUUUAACUAAUAUUAACUAUGACAAAGCAGUGUCUCUGUUACACGAAAGGUACGGACAGAGAGAUAAAAUUAUACAAACAUAUAUGAAAGCAUUGCUAGAAGUUCCAGCCCCUGUGUAUACAGUAACCAGUCUGAGAAAGUUCUAUGAUACCACGGAGACUUAUAUCAGGGGACUUGAUUCAUUAGGCCAGAACGAGAGUACAUACGGAUCACUCCUCACUCCCGUCAUCCUUCAGAAGUUAUCACCGGAAGUGAGAACGAACAUUACACGUGCGCACGGAACACAGUCUUGGUGUUUAAAUGACUUAAUGCGGUGUAUAUUGAACGAAGUGAAUAUUCUAGACGCCGGAAAUGCAUUGAAUACCCCGCAAGAAGUGUUUGCGACAGCAUCCUUUCUGACCAAAUCUGAUAUCCGCAGACCGGAGAAAAAGAAUAAAGAAAAAUCUAGUGCGAAAUAUACAAAAGUACAGACAUGUGUGUAUUGUAAGGGAGAACACUCUAGUACAGACUGUUUAAAAGUUUAUGAUCGCGAACAUAGACUAAAUAUUGUAAAGGAAAAGCAGCUUUGUUUUAACUGCCUAGGAAGUCACAAAGUUAAUGUGUGUAAAUCCAAAUUCAAAUGCAAGAUAUGUUCACGUAGACAUCAUACAAGUUUGUGUGUAGGAGAAUCAACGGCCAAACCAACAGAUAAAUCUACUGAAGCUCACAAAGCGGAGAAAACCAACACAUCAGUUCUCCAUUCAGCGCACACAUUUUCUUCUGGACCCGUUUUAUUGAAGACAGCAGUUUCCAUAGUAACUUCAACUUGUAGUUCCACCACCGCAAACAUCCUGUUUGAUGAAGGUUCCCAGAGUUCCUUUGUUACUGAAGCCCUAGCACAGAAAAUUCAGCUGCAGCCAACCGGAAGUGAAACGUUAUGUCUAUCAGGGUUCGGAGACAGAGAAAGACGCAUGCGACAUCUAAAUACAGCUACAGACUAUCUACAAACCCCAAAGCACAAGAUUCCGAUAAAAGUCCUUAUAGUGCCUGAAAUUUCCGUGCCUCUGAAAACUUAUCAGAAACAUGUUAGUGACUUUACAUACCUGAAGGGGAUCACACUUGCUCAUCCUAUAUCAGAAGAUGAAGAUUUUGAGAUCGAGAUGCUAAUUGGCGCUGAUCAUUACUGGUCCGUGGUACAAGAUAAAAUCAUCAGAGGAAAUGGACCCACAGCCAUUCAGUCGAGAAUAGGAUAUCUUCUGUCAGGACCGUUAUAUACAGAAAACAAUCCCUCCCCACUUCCUGUGUCCAUGAUGAACAUAAUGACUUUGCACGUGCAGGAGGAAUUGAAUUUAGAGAAGUUUUGGGAAGUAGAAUCUAUGGGAGUGGAACAGAAGACUAAAUACCAAGGAUGCGACGAAUAUACCAGACAAUACCAAGACACAUGCAUUACAUACGAUAACGGACAGUACGUCGCAAGAUUACCCUGGAAAGAUGAGCAUCCAUCUCUACCCAGUAAUGAACUGAUAAGCCGGCGCAGAAUAGUGAGUGUAGUCAACAGACUGAGAAAAGAACCGGAACUGCUGCAGAAGUAUAGUGAGAUUAUUAAUGAACAGGAGCAGAGACGAUUUGUAGAGAAGAUAGUAGAUGACCCAUCUAGACCAAGUACGACAGUACAUUACAUUCCCCACCACCCUGUGAAAAAGAGUCAGCAACCACACCCAUACGGAUUGUAUACGACUGCAGUUCAAGCUGCCUUUAAUUUGAGGUCUUGGAGUACAAAUAACCAAGUGCUGCGUGCUAGAAUCGAAUCUGACGGAGUCAGUGACAAGGACAAAUUCACAAAAGUGUUGGGCAUGCGCUGGGAUUCUACAACUGACGAAAUGUUGUUUCCACAAAGAUCAAAAAUGCCUAUGAAUGACUGUCUUCUGACAAAACGGGAAAUUUUGAAAGAAUCGUCCUCUAUAUAUGACCCGCUCCGAUUACUAAGCCCACUGACCGUGAAAGGCAAGAUACUUAUGCAGUUGCUAUAG